UAGUGAAAAAGUUUUCAACCACCAACGAGAAUGAAAGUGAUUUGGAUUUUGAGCUCUUUGCUCCUGAGCGUUAUUUGUGGAGCCACAGGAGAGCCUUCAACUACUACCGAGGAUCCCAUUUCCCAACUAGAUAGAGAAACAAACGAAAAUAUUCAGGACGUCCUUAAUAAAUAUGAUCGGUUAUGCAGUGAUAACCAGGAGUUGUCCGAUUGGCUUGACAGCCUUCGAAUGGCUUUAAAAUUGGACAAGAAGCUUGUCAGCUGGAAAUUAAAAUCACUAAAUGAAUUCAAUGCAUACAAUAAGGAGCGUACGAAGCUUGACUCAGCCAUCGAUGCACGCAUAGAGCGUCUUAAUAAUCUUCUUCCCACUUUCGAACCCGCUGGCGCAUGCUCAAAGUUUUACUUAAAACAAAGAGAAGCUCUUAAAAAUGCUAAACAGCUUAACAAUGUCGAUAAAUUAAAAAACUUAAACGAAAACUCCAAAGACUGCCGUGACGAACCCGAUUAUGACAAUAACUAUAAUUAUAUUUAGCAAGUUCCAACAGUAUUAUUUUAAAUAAGUUAAAAAACCGAAG
This is a messenger RNA of Drosophila elegans, 574 nucleotides long. RefSeq lists its product as uncharacterized. NCBI's taxonomy places the organism in Eukaryota, Metazoa, Arthropoda, Insecta, Diptera, Drosophilidae. The coding region runs from base 31 to 531 and encodes 166 amino acids. The transcript has a single exon. The record is from RefSeq and is a predicted model, not a curated record.